AUGGGUUGCUGUGGUUGUGGAAGUUGUGGUGGCUGCGGUGGCUGUGGUGGUGGCUGUAGUGGUGGCUGUGGUGGUGGCUGUGGCAGCUGCACCACCUGCAGGUUCUACCGGGUGGGCUGCUGCUCCAGCUGCUGCCCCUGCUGCCGUGGCUGCUGUGGAGGCUGCUGCAGCACACCCGUGAUCUGUUGCUGCCGCCGCACCUGCGGCUCGUGUGGCUGUGGCUAUGGGAAGGGCUGUUGCCAGCAGAAGGGAUGCUGUCAGCGGAAGUGCUGCUGCCAGAAGCAAUGCUGCUGCUAG
Pongo pygmaeus (Bornean orangutan) is the source of this 297-nucleotide messenger RNA. RefSeq names its product small cysteine and glycine repeat-containing protein 9-like. The record is from RefSeq and is a predicted model, not a curated record. Bases 1 to 297 code for a protein of 98 amino acids. Lineage: Eukaryota; Metazoa; Chordata; Mammalia; Primates; Hominidae. The transcript has a single exon.